Messenger RNA from Fusarium musae, 882 nucleotides. RefSeq lists its product as uncharacterized. Lineage: Eukaryota; Fungi; Ascomycota; Sordariomycetes; Hypocreales; Nectriaceae. The record is from RefSeq and is a predicted model, not a curated record. The transcript is spliced from 2 exons. The coding region runs from base 1 to 882 and encodes 293 amino acids.
AUGGCGCUACUUUUGGGUACCUCUUACGUCUCUUUACUAUUUAUUCUCCUCUUCUUUUGUCAAUUCCUUGAGGCUAUAGACUUAAGUGUCAAGCAUCCUGCUGGAGGACAACUCAAGAUUAGACUAGAUUACGGUCUUGCGACCCAGCCACUCCGAGGUGUGCCAGAAAGCAGAAGACAAGAGUCUCAGCAUCGAUAUCUCUGGUCGUCUUAUCUCGUUUUCAAUGAGCCAGUUUCAAGUAUCACAGACGGCCAGCUCCGAAUGAUGGCCCAAGUCGCUCACAAAGAGAUGGAGACUGACAUGCAGAAAUAUAAGCCUGGUGUCUUCCUUCAGGGUGGUAGGCCAAAAUAUCUCCCUUCCGUCAUGACAAUCGUGGCGUUUGAGAACGAGAUCAUCUUUUCCUCCUCUCAGAAGGGUAUGGAUGGCUUUCUGAACGACUGGCCCCAAAGUCCGGUCAAGCUGGCUCUCGAUCGUUGUAGUGCUCUUUGGAGAGAUCGCGUUAUCAAUGACCCAAGCAGCAAUGCGAACCCAGCUGCAGGACAUAAAAACAAGGCCAAAUGUGGCGAAGUCAAUUCAUUUCAUCAGUACUACAUGACGCACACCACGCCUAUUUCCGAGGUUGACCCCAAAGUCCGUGUUACAACUGUUCUCAAAGUGGGACGUGAUUACAAAAUUUUGGCUCCCUGUGGAACUGACAAAAACGGACAGGAUGAGAAAGAGUUUUGGGGGUGCAAUCUCUUGGUACGCGACCAAAACGUGCAUUAUAUUGGAGAGGAUGAGAUCGCGAAAGGAUUUGCGCUCCAUAAGAUCGCUGGUGGCGUCCGAAGGACCGGCCAAAUUCAGAUGUGUACGAGAAAUCACAUCAUAUGGGAUGACGAAUAA